Messenger RNA from Penicilliopsis zonata CBS 506.65, 3684 nucleotides. RefSeq lists its product as hypothetical. Gene Ontology annotation, molecular function: phosphatidylinositol-4,5-bisphosphate 5-phosphatase activity; protein binding. The transcript has 6 exons. The coding region runs from base 1 to 3684 and encodes 1227 amino acids. The record is from RefSeq and is a predicted model, not a curated record. Gene Ontology annotation, biological process: phosphatidylinositol dephosphorylation. Lineage: Eukaryota; Fungi; Ascomycota; Eurotiomycetes; Eurotiales; Aspergillaceae.
AUGGAGUCUGACGGCAAGGGCAUGGGCAAGGAUAGCACGGAUAAUGCUCCCAUUAGACCGGUAUCGUCGUUGCUGUCGCAUUUCGAGAACCUGGCGGCGCAUCGGAGAUCGCCCUCUGCCAUCACGACCACCUCCCUGCUCAAGACCCCCGAUCCGGCGGACGAUGGUCGCUUCUCCAGCCGGAUCUCGCUCGAUCUGCCGCGACCCCAUCUGCCUUGGACGUCGGAUCCCGAUCUUCACAAUGGCCAGACCCUUCACACUCCCCAGCCGGCCGUGUCGCCGGGCAGCAGCGGUAGGAAGGGGCGGCCCAUGUCCAUGAAUUUCCACUCGUCACCGCAGCUCGCCCCGGUGUUGACGGUGGACUCGCCUCGCUCGCCUCCGCGUGGCUUCGGAUCGAAUGGAGGAGACAAUAAUAAUAAUAUUAAUGAUAAUAAUGGCUUUGCUGAACGCACUCAGAACGGUCGCUCCCGGGCAUCCCCUAGUCCGCCCGCACCGCCCGCGCGCGAAUCGACAGAGUCUCAGGCGUCGCUGUCGCGACCGACCACUCCCCAGUAUAGAACGUCGGUCAUCACGGAACAGAAGACGGGUCGGCUCUCUCCUGGGGCUCCCGUGGCCAGUGCCAGACGAGAAAGUCCUUCGGCAGGCAAGACGAAAAGUGUCUCGUUGCCUCCGCCCGUUAACCGCGCCGACAAGCCGAAGAUUCCUACCAAACCGGUCGGCCUCUCACACCUGGAUACUAACCACGCCUCCUUGCUGCCGAAGCCGGAAAAUGGUCUCCCUCCGGACGAAAGAGCUGUCUCGCCGUUUAGUACCCCCCCAGGGAGCCCCGAGAAGCUGCCGUUGAAGCCCACGCACACAGGGAGAAGCAGCAUCGUCAUCCCGGCCAGAUCGCCCUCGCGCCCGUUGAUGGAAGAUCCGCAGCCGAGGCAGUCCUUGGAUGAACGGCGGCGCCCGCCUGGGCCUCCUCCUCCUGCUGCAAUCCGAGAUGCAAGGGAAAUGGGCUUUGCGCGAAGAAGGCCCGCGCAAGAACCGAAUCGAGACACUAAACCUUUGAGCGUUCAGAUCCCUCCAACGCUGCCUUUUCGUUUGGAGCCCCAGUCUGCCGCUGCUGCUGUUGCCACGACGGCUCCUCCUCUUUCUGCCAACCGACUGCGUUCGGGUGACAGUCUGUAUGAACCUCCCAAUCUCCCACCUCGUCAACCGUCGCAACGGUCGCGGAGACCCCCUACCUUGUCUCCAAGAAUUGCCCCCGCGGAUAAUACGUCGGUCAAUCAGCUCCCCGUUUUCCGAACAGAGACCUCCAACCCGCAGCGGCACGAACUUCAGACCCCGGUCCAGAUCCAGCGGCAGCCUUCGUUCUCGCGCGACACGAAACCGGGAGCGCGCGUAUCCUCUACUCACCUAGAAGCCCCACCGCUCAGAGACGCUGAAGAAGAGGGCCUGCUCGUCGUCCCCGAUGAGCCGCUAGUCUCACGAACCGAUUACCCGGAUUCAUCACAGGUCAACCGCAGGCCACCACUACUCAAGUCUGGUCCCUACGAAAUCCACACCAGAUAUGACACCCGCCUAUUCGACGUUUGUGGCCGAUACGUCUGCACGACGGGAUACAUCACAAGGGUCUGGGAUUUGACCACGGGAGAGCAAGUUUUGAGCCUCAGCCAUGGGGAGACGGUCAAGUGUCUUUCCAUAGCCUUCAAGCCUGGCAAGGACCUGGAGAGUGAAGGCCAGCGUCUCUGGCUAGGUUCCAGUUCGGGUGAGCUACAUGAGGUCGAUAUCGCUACCCAGUCGAUUGUCGGCUCCAGAUCAUACCCGUCUCGACGAGAGAUCAUCAAGAUCCUUCGGCACCAAAAGGAAAUGUGGACUCUCGACGAUGAGGGCAGACUGUUGGUCUGGCCGCCGGACGAGACAGGCACGCCCAAUCUCCAGUAUAGCUACCACAACCCUUACGACCGAGUUGCGCGAGGGCAUACCUUCUCCAUGGUCGUGGGGGACAAACUCUGGCUUGCGGCAGGGAAAGAGGUCCAUAUCUACCGUCCCAAUGCGCGUGACGAUGCAUCUUUCAAGGUGCUCAAACGCCCGCUCGGCUCGCUGCACUCGGGCGAAGUCACAUCGGGGACCUAUGUCAGCAAAGAUGGAGGGCGUGUUUACCUCGGUCAUAACGACGGCAAAGUCUCCGUCUAUUCUGCAACAGAGUAUACAUGUCUUGCUUCGGUUAAUGUGAGCGUCUACAAGAUCAAUUGCCUAGGGAUGGUCGGCGAUUAUCUCUGGGCUGCCUACAAAACUGGAAUGAUCUAUGUCUACAACAUUACCACGAAUCCCUGGACAGUAAAAAAGGACUGGCGUGCUCACGACAGCCCGGUGUGUGGCUUCUUAUUGGAUACAAGUAGCGUGUGGACAAUGAAUCGCCUCCAGGUUGCUUCCUUGGGGACUGAUAAUUGCAUUCGCUUAUGGGAUGGGAUGUUGGAAGAUGACUGGCUGGACGACCGCAUGCUGAGUAAGGACGUCGAAUUUUGCGAUUUCCGUGAGAUUCGAGCUACAGUGCUCACCUGGAACGCCGGAGCUUCUACUCCCAGCAACGUGCGAUCCAGUAAUUUCAUUCAAGAUGCAAUCCAUCCUGAAAAUCCGCCCGAGAUUUUGGUGUUUGGAUUCCAGGAGCUUGUCGAUCUGGAGAACAAAAAGAUUACAGCGAAGAGUCUGCUCCUCGGCAGCAAGAAAAGGGAAAAUGGAGAGAAAGAGCAUAUGAGUCGUCAAUAUCGGGUCUGGAUGGAGCACUUGACGGGCGUCAUCAAUGAGUGCAUGCCUCUCGAGGAGUCAUAUGUCCUUUUGCACACAGCCAAUCUGAUCGGUCUCUUCACCUGUAUCUUUAUCAAGCAUAAAGAGCGAGAUAGAGUCCGGAACAUCAGCGCAGCAGAGGUGAAACGAGGUAUGGGAGGAUUGCAUGGCAACAAGGGUGCACUGAUCUUCCGCUUUGUACUGGAUGAUACUUCUCUGUGCUUUGUGAACUGUCAUCUUGCAGCCGGACAGACGCAAACCGCGAAUCGGAACAACGACAUUGCUGCCAUUCUGGAAGCGGAGUCUCUUCCAUCUGAGAGCAACCUCUUGACUCGAGCCAAGCAUUUCGUCAGUGGAGGCGAUGGAGCAAUGAUCAUGGACCACGAGGUCUGCAUUCUGAACGGAGACCUGAACUACCGGAUCGAUGCAAUCCCGCGAAACGUCAUCAUCGAAGACAUCCGCAAAAACAACUUCUCCAAGUUGCUGGACCGAGAUCAGCUCCUUGCCUCCCGACGAAAAAACCCAGGGUUCCGCCUUCGGUCAUUCAUGGAAGCACCGAUCACCUUUGCGCCCACCUACAAGUACGAUGUCGGGACGGACGACUAUGAUUCGAGCGAUAAGAAGCGCUCUCCAGCCUGGUGUGAUCGGGUGCUGUACCGUGGACUGGGUCGGAUCAAGCAACUGGAGUACCGACGGCAUGAAGCUCGCGCGUCUGAUCACCGGCCUGUGAGCGCCUACUUCAAGAUGCGGAUCAAGACUGUCGUGCCGGAUGCACGGGCAGCCACGUGGGAAAAGUGCCAACAGGAGUUUCAAACCGAGAAGCGGCGGUUGGCUUCUGAUGCAAGUAUCGAAUAUCUGAUCAAUGUCCUCGGAACGGACCCCAAGUCAGCUCGAGCCUUGAUCAUGGGCUAG